Molecule: messenger RNA, 1173 nt
Organism: Aspergillus niger
Lineage: Eukaryota; Fungi; Ascomycota; Eurotiomycetes; Eurotiales; Aspergillaceae
Exons: 8
Coding region: 1-1173 (390 amino acids)
Molecular function (GO): triacylglycerol lipase activity
Source: RefSeq, a predicted model, not a curated record
AUGAGACAUGCUGUCGCCGUUCGUAGCGGCGUGAAAAGCAUCAAAUUCCAGUCUACGUCUGCCAGCUACCCAGCCCUGAGAUACUUUCACUCCUCUACGCGUAGGCACAGCCCACAACAUCCCAGUGGCCCCGAUGCUCUUGAUCCACGCCUGGAAGACCUGGGAAAGGUCAUUAGGGACGAAUACGCGGUAAUUAGGAAGGACUACGAUGCCCCAAAACAUGCAGUUGUUCUCGCCCAUGGCCUGCUUGGAUUCGCCGAACUGCGUCUUGCUGGACGUUAUCUUCCUGGGGUCCAGUAUUGGCGUGGUAUCAAGGAAGCUUUGUCAGUGAAAGGGGUUCGAGUCAUCACUGCCACAGUGCCUCCCUCCGCAUCCAUCGAAACGCGUGCUGAAGAAUUAGCGAGAGAUAUCGCUAUUGGCGCACCCGGAGAACAUGUAAAUAUUAUUGCCAUCUACUUGCCAUUACGGGAGCUGUUAUUUACACUUCCCUUAGGGGUAAGAACCAGGAAACUCUACCCUCCAAUGGCGGUUGUUAAUCAGUGCUCAAGCGGGCUUGACUCUCGAUAUAUGAUCACCCAUCUGAAGCCGAAUGACUUCAAGGUAAAGUCGUUGACGACGAUUGCGACCCCACAUAGAGGCUCUGCCGUUGCAGACUACGUUCUUAAGCAGAUUGGCGAUGACCGCCUUGCCCAGCUGUACUAUGCUCUAGACCGGCUAAAGGUAGAAACGGGCGCGUUUGCCCAGCUAACCCGUGACUACAUGACGAACACUUUCAACCCCGCAACGCCAGAUAUUGAAGAUGUCCGAUACUUUUCCUACGGGGCGGCAAUGCAGCCAAGCUUCUGGUCCGCCUUCCGUCUAUCCCACCGUCUUCUGGAACAAACAGAAGGGUACAAUGAUGGACUUGUCAGCGUUGCCAGCAGCAAGUGGGGAGGAUACAAGGGCACCCUUGAAGGCGUCAGCCACUUGGACUUGAUCAACUGGAGCAACCGACUGAAGUGGUUGGCCGGAGAAAUUACAGGCAACAGACAGAGGUUCAAUGCUAUUGCGUUCUACCUUGAUAUUGCAGCAAAAACCAGCCCUGCGAGAGGAUCGCCGUUCAGUCUGGCUCGCUUUCCCCCGUCAGACGGUGUCAGACUGAGAGGCCCAGAAUGGGUCGCACCCACUGUAUGA